Molecule: messenger RNA, 1763 nt
Organism: Botrytis byssoidea
Lineage: Eukaryota; Fungi; Ascomycota; Leotiomycetes; Helotiales; Sclerotiniaceae
Exons: 2
Coding region: 598-1071 (157 amino acids)
Biological process (GO): adenosine 5'-(hexahydrogen pentaphosphate) catabolic process; diadenosine hexaphosphate catabolic process; diadenosine pentaphosphate catabolic process
Cellular component (GO): nucleus; cytoplasm
Molecular function (GO): bis(5'-adenosyl)-pentaphosphatase activity; diphosphoinositol-polyphosphate diphosphatase activity; bis(5'-adenosyl)-hexaphosphatase activity
Source: RefSeq, a predicted model, not a curated record
ACCUCACUUGACUUCAUCACCUCACCUGCACUUUCAAGAUCAGUCAGUCAGUACUUUCCAAUUGGAAUUCAGUCAGUCAUUAUUUAAAAUUCUUCAAAGAAGACUGACUCUAUUCUACAUACAUACACACACAUACACACACACAUCCUGUACACAUACAUACACACGGUACACACUCAUAAACUUAUAACCCCUUUCUCUUUCUCCUUCUCUUUCUCCUUCUCCUCCCUCUUCAUCCUCGUCCUCUUCUUCUUCUUCUUCUUCUUCUUCAAAAUUCAGAUUGCCUGAUACAUUUUCAACACAUAAUGACAAUCAAUUAAUUUUCCAAUUCAUUAAACAUUGUCCUUAAAUUCUUACAAUAUCCAAACCAAUUUCCGAUUUGAUAUUGAAAUCUCCCUCCCAGCCUACUACAAGAUAACAUGCACGAUUGCGCUUCUUGAUACUUUUUUAAGAAAAAAAAAAGUUACAGUAGCCUACUCAACUCGCUCCUGCAGCCGAACUUUAUCUCAACGAACUUUUAAUUCUUUGAUUUACAACAACGAAUUGUGCUUCCUGCACUGUGCAUCAGCACCCUACAGGUGAAGCAUCACCUUCACCAUGGCAUCAGGCCUUCCUAUGGAAUCUCGUAUUGGGAGAAAUAACCAACGUUAUGGCCCAGAAGGAGAAAGACUCGUUGCGGGUGUGGUCCCUUUGAACGCAGCAAAAACUCACGUCCUCCUUAUACAAUCUACACGUCGGAACGCAUGGGUUUUACCUAAAGGUGGAUGGGAGACUGAUGAAGAAUGCAUUCAAGCAGCACAACGUGAAGCAUGGGAGGAGGCAGGAAUAGUUUGUACCGUCGAUUAUGAUUUGGGUCAAAUCACCGAAACCAGAACUGCCAAACAAAUCUCGAAAAAUGCACCCAAAGCACUUUACCAAUUCUUCCAAGUCACCGUUACAAGCGAAGAGACAGAAUGGCCAGAGAGGCACAAGAGGAAUCGAAAGUGGGCGACAUAUUCAGAGGCAAAACAUGAUCUUCAAGAGCGUCCAGAAUUAUUACAGGCUCUUGAACGUUGUACCAUUCAACGGUAGCCUUGGGGGCCCGGUGUUUAUUCUCCAACAAUUCGCUGUAGUAGGACGGCCGAAGAGACAACGAUACACAGUACACAGUACACGACGAUACACGACGAUAUGCCUUUCCAUCCGAUCGAGUUGGGAUUGAGCAAUAAUAAGUUUUUGAGAUCGGCCGUACUGUAUACCCACCAGCUGCAGUGUUAAUUCAACGAGUUAUGGAUACCGGGUUCCGUUGAAAAAAAAAAAAUAAGUAAAAAAGAUAUUUUGAGGAUUUUAUUUUUGGGUUGGUUGGUUGGUUUUCUUCAAGAAAAUUGCUGCUUUACUCUUCUUUUUUCGUCUGCACUAGAUGGCAAAAUAAAGUCGGAUCUAAUGCAGUGUGUUCUCAUCACUCACAUGUCGUUCUAUGGUCUUUUUCUUUCUUUCUAUUGAACAUCAUAUAUUUACCUACUUUGAGGUUUUUCGACACCUUCAUUGUUACAUAUCUCCCCAAAAGCGCCAUGACAUAUCACAUUUUGAGAUCUUCACUGAAGUACUUGAGUACUAACUUGUACUAUUCUUGCUAUAUCUAAUGAAGUGGACAGUGUUUGUACUAACAGUCCAUGGAAAAUUCUAUUAACAUUGGAGGAAAAAAGGAGAAAGGAGGAAGGAUUGAUUCGAUAUCGAAUAAUAUAUAUAGAGAAAUAAAGAGCAAUAUCAUUCAUUACCAACCU